Molecule: messenger RNA, 1068 nt
Organism: Fusarium coffeatum
Lineage: Eukaryota; Fungi; Ascomycota; Sordariomycetes; Hypocreales; Nectriaceae
Exons: 2
Coding region: 1-1068 (355 amino acids)
Biological process (GO): methylation
Molecular function (GO): S-adenosylmethionine-dependent methyltransferase activity
Source: RefSeq, a predicted model, not a curated record
AUGUCAGACAAGGCCAUUCAAAACAACGUACCCAUGCAAGGGCAAGGAGCUUACAGCUCCCACGCUGCUUUGCAGCACGAAGCGAUGCUUCAUGCCCUGCCUCUAUUCCAGCAAGCUGCAAAGACUAUAGUGGAGCGUGGAGUUAAUCGCACAACCAUUAUCGAGUAUGGAUCUGCCCACGGCAAUAACUCGUUAGAACCUAUCCAAAUCAUACUCGAAGCAACUCCUUCACGUCAAAUGGAGCUACUCUUCAGUGACCGUCCAGAGAACGACUUUGGUACUCUGUCUACCACGAUCAUAUCGUGGGCCGAUUCGUUGGACAAAACGGAAUUCCCUCAUCCACUCUUCCUGAACAUGAUACCUCGAAACUUCUACCAGAAGGUCAUUCCUCCUCAAUCUGCACAUCUUGGCUUUUCGCUCGCCGCUCUUCACCAUCUUGAUCACGUUCCCCCUCCUACUGGCGUCCAAUCGGAGGAUGAUCAGCAGCUUCAAAAGCAAGCCCAUCUUGAUCUAUGCACCUUUUUGGACCUUCGUGCCCAGGAGAUCGCCUCGGGCGGCUCUCUUGUUCUCUCAUUCGUCGGUCAAGCUUCUUCUGGUUACGAAAACUACAGUGGACCUGUCGACGCGUGCCGCAACGCCAUGAUCCAGAUGGUCCAGCAAGGAACCAUCCCAGUUUCAGUAGUCGCAGCCUUUCGUGUGCCUACCUACAACCGUACUCUGGAUGAUGUGAGAAAGGCCCUGGACGAGAUGAGCAACGUUUGGGAAGUUCAUGAUCUUUUCGAAGAUGAUGUCACUCAUCCUGCCAUUCAUAACUUGAGAAAGAAACAGGCUCAGGACAAAGAUGCCAGUCAAGAUUACGCCAAUAUCGUUAUUGACUGGAUGAUGGCUGUUUGCUCUGGUUACUUUCUGAAGGCUCUCAAAGUUGGUAACCAAGGGCGUUACAGUGUAGAGGAGGAGAAGAAGCUGUUGGACGAUUGGGUUGCCAGGACCAAGGAGCUGUUUAUUCAAGAUCAUAAAGAUGAGGAGGUUGUUUGUUCAUUUGUCUACGUUCGUUUAGGUAAGCUCUAG